AUGACAUCAGAAAGCGGACUUUCAUACGAGAUUGGGCACGCCACCUAUUUUGCCAACUCGAAAUAUCCCAGAAAGAACGUCGAAUUAGGGGCGAACACACACAUGAAGACAGAUAACAGUGGAUUCACGCCAAUUACUGUGAUCGUGGCCAACGAGAGUCAGGUCACAGCAAAAUUCCUGGACACGACAAUCGCCAACUAUCUUUCCGGGGACGACGUUUUCUCGACAGGCUUUCUGAGCUCGAUUUAUAUCACAUCCCCACGAUCCAAAGUUACCAUCAAUAGGACAGCUCUCGAGUACAUGAACCAAACUGGCGUCAGUCAACUCUACUUAGAUUCGACAGCAUUCAAAGACAUCCCGGAUCAUGCUAUUUCAGUCCACAGCAAAGUAUAUCAAGGGCUUGCGCCCGGACCCUACACGGCGUUGAUAUCAGCGAAAACGGUCAGCUUUCUGGAUACCUACCGCCUGUAUGGAGACACCUACCGCAACUUCAUUACCGGAAUAUAUCCGUCGAAUGAUGGGACAGGAUCGUUUGUUACACUACCAUCAAUGAACCCCCGAGUUUGGGCACCCAUGAUACCGGUCCCAAGUCGCAUUUACUCCUGGAACGAUUCACGGCCACUAGCGGGCAGGAGAGUGGCCGUUAAGGAUAUUUUCGAUAUGAAGGGGCUCCAAACAUCAGGAGGUAGUCAAGCUUGGAUUCAGAUCACUCCCAUAUCAAAUUCCACAGCCCCGGCCAUAAAACGCCUGAUCGACCUGGGGGCAGUGCUAGUAGGAAAGUAUAAACUUGCCCAGUUCGGGUCUGGGGCCAAUCCAUGGGACUGGACCGACGAACAGUAUCCAUUCAACCCUCGUGGAGAUGGCUACCUGACAUGUUCAGGCUCAUCAUCGGGAGGAGGUUGCUCGGUAGCCGCGUAUGACUGGCUAGACAAUGCUAUUGGGACCGAUACGGGGUCAUCCAUGAGACGUCCAGCGGCAGUAUCGGGCACGUUUGGCAAUCGGCCCAGUCAAGGGAUGAUGACUCUGGAUAGAGCUAUACCGGUCAGCUGGGGCCAAGAUACUGUUGGUGUUUUCGGCCGUGAUCCAAAAGAAUGGGGGAAAUUCGUCAAGGCCUGGUGUAUACCGGACUUGUAUCAAAAUUCCUCGAUAACAGGCCUGCCUCCUUUAUCAGUCCCUGACACACUGGCAUUUCCUCGCCGUAUCCUUUAUCCGGACGAGUACUUUCCCAUGAAAAAUCCUUCAGCUCAGACUAUCUUCCAGUCAGCCCUCACCCGCAUGGCUGAUCUCUUCAACAUGAGCACUCACCAUUUCAAUUUCAGCAACACAGUCAAGUCUGCGUCCAUUUUUUCUGAUACCAAGGCUAACUGGGCGCGUUUAGCCAACGACACAGUCUCCUUGAACGUGUGGCCCCAGUACGUCGCCGUAACCCGACCCCUACUCUCGACCUGGGCCGAACGCGAUGACGGACGAUUCCCGCCAGUCGAUGGCCAGCUGCGGGCCCAGUGGACCCAAAUGGACAGCUCCUUCAAUAGCCAAAAGGCAUAUGACCGAGCAUUAAGUUCCAGAGCCAAGGCUGUCGAGUGGUUUGAAAGACACAUACUAUACCAGACGAAUAAAUCCUGUUCGGAAUCUCUGAUUGUCUGCGAUGAAAACACCGGUGGCAUACCUAGCUUCCGGGAGCACGAUCCCAGCAUAGGGCCCAACGCGACUCUUUUAUCCAAAUAUCCAGAGGGUGCCACGAUACCUUGCUAUGAAAUCUGUCCUCUCUUCGGCUGUGCGGAUGUGACCAUCCCUAUAGGCCAGGUUCCGUAUCUCUCGCCUAUCAGCAUGGUAGUCGAGCAGUGGCCGGUGAGCUUCAAUCUGAUUGUCCGCCGCGGAUGUGACUUUGUGCUUUUGAAUAUGGUGGAGAAAAUGGCGGAGGCGGGGAUUAUCAAAUCGGUGAAGACCGGACGGACGGCAUUCUAA
Messenger RNA from Aspergillus heteromorphus CBS 117.55, 1965 nucleotides. Its product is annotated as amidase family protein. The record is from RefSeq and is a predicted model, not a curated record. NCBI's taxonomy places the organism in Eukaryota, Fungi, Ascomycota, Eurotiomycetes, Eurotiales, Aspergillaceae. The transcript has 2 exons. Bases 1 to 1965 code for a protein of 654 amino acids.